AUUCAAAGAAGAUUCUUUUCUUAUUAUAACCAUGUCUGCUGACCACACGAGAGAUCCUUGUCCCAUCGUCGUUUUAAGUGAUUUUGGAGGAGCCUUUUCCAUGGGUGUCAUCGGUGGGUGCGUGUGGCACGGGAUCAAGGGAUUCCGUAAUUCUCCCUACGGAGAAAGAGGCUACGGAACCAUUUCCGCCAUCAAAUCCAGAGCCCCUGUCGUGGGUGGUAACUUCGGUGUUUGGGGUGGAUUGUUCUCCACGUUCGAUUGUUCUGUCAAAGCCAUCAGAAAGAGAGAAGAUGCCUGGAAUGCCGUCAUUGCUGGUUUCUUCACCGGUGGAGCUUUGGCCAUCAGAGGAGGAUGGAGACACACCCGAAACUCCGCCAUCACUUGCGCUUGUUUGUUGGGAGUAUUUGAAGGAGUUGGUAUGAUGAUGCAAAGAAUGACUGCCCAACCAACCAUGGCUCCGGCGUACCCUGAGGAUGUCAAGCCAUUGUCUGCUUAGACCCCAAUAGCACUUUUAAUGAUCGAAUCCCCCUCAUCCACAGCUCAGUUGACAAUGUCUAUUGGGUGAUGCCACCAAUGGGUUCUGGAUGAUAAUGCCCUCAUUUCGUUUCCUUCCGUUGCCUUAUAAUGUUUUGAUGAGUCUACAUCAGUCUUAUUGUAUAUACAACUUGUACAUAACCUUAUAGAAGAAUUUCUAGCUGAUAUUGUGUAGGGCUUGAUAAGAAGACCA
Messenger RNA from Yamadazyma tenuis ATCC 10573, 727 nucleotides. RefSeq names its product protein transporter (gene TIM17). Gene Ontology annotation, cellular component: TIM23 mitochondrial import inner membrane translocase complex; mitochondrial inner membrane. NCBI's taxonomy places the organism in Eukaryota, Fungi, Ascomycota, Pichiomycetes, Serinales, Debaryomycetaceae. The record is from RefSeq and is a predicted model, not a curated record. Gene Ontology annotation, biological process: protein import into mitochondrial matrix. Gene Ontology annotation, molecular function: transmembrane protein transporter activity.